AUGGUGCCUAUGAAAGAGCACAAGCCCACCAAGGUGGUUGAGAUCCCUGGUUCAUGGAACGUGGACGACUGGCCGCCAAUGAACUACACCAGACGUCCUGGGACACAUGGAUUUGUCAACCCACGCGACAUCGAGGUUCAGUGGAAGGAUCAAUUUGACUUCUUCUACAGAGAGUAUGACGCCUUCGUGUUCUGUGUCAGCUGUCACCCGCAGGUUAGCGGAAAGUCGAACGUCAUGUUGAUGCACGAGCGAUUCAUUGAGUAUUUGAAGACGAAGGAAGGCGUUGAGUUCGUUACCAUGGCCCAAGUUUGCGACGAGUUCAAGGCAGGAACGUUGCCAGGAGUAACCAUUCAAGCCGGUGUUAGUUCUAGUGACUAG
Colletotrichum chrysophilum is the source of this 378-nucleotide messenger RNA. RefSeq lists its product as uncharacterized. The transcript has 2 exons. The coding region runs from base 1 to 378 and encodes 125 amino acids. Gene Ontology annotation, biological process: carbohydrate metabolic process. NCBI's taxonomy places the organism in Eukaryota, Fungi, Ascomycota, Sordariomycetes, Glomerellales, Glomerellaceae. The record is from RefSeq and is a predicted model, not a curated record.